Cannabis sativa is the source of this 933-nucleotide messenger RNA. RefSeq lists its product as uncharacterized. The record is from RefSeq and is a predicted model, not a curated record. Bases 1 to 933 code for a protein of 310 amino acids. NCBI's taxonomy places the organism in Eukaryota, Viridiplantae, Streptophyta, Magnoliopsida, Rosales, Cannabaceae. The transcript has a single exon.
AUGGUGUUACCUAAGAAGACUAUUAGAGAUAUUGAGGCAAUUUGUCGAGCCUAUUUGUGGAAGGGUCAUCAUGUGUCAGUGGGAGCAGCCCCUAUAGCUUGGGAAAGUCUUUGCCAACCAAAGAAAGCUGGGGGGAUUGGCCUAAAAAAGAUUGCCGAAUGGAAUACAGCAGCGAUGAUUAAAUAUGUUUGGGCAAUUGCGAAUAAAGAAGAUAACUUGUGGAUUAGGUGGAUACAUUGUGUGUAUAUGAAAGGAGUGGAUUGGUGGAGCUAUCAAGCUUCUUCUCAAGCCAGUUGGUAUUGGAAAAGAUUGGUGGCUGUCAAAAACCAAGUCUUAGAAGUUAUGGAUAUUCAGCAAGUUUCAACUACUCCUUACCGGAUCUCUAAUGGUUACAAAGCUCUUUGUCCAUUAAAAGACAAAGUGAAUUGGAGUCAUGAGGUAUGGAAUAGACUAAAUAUCCCUAGACAUAGCUUUUGUUUGUGGAUUGCUAUACAGGAUAGACUCAAAACUCGAGAGAGGCUGCAUAGAAUGAACAUUAUUGGGGAAGAUUCGUGCUUGUUGUGUAGUAAUCAAACUGAAACUUCUAAGCACCUAUUUUUUCUCUGUCCUUUUUCUCACACUUGCUUAGCUGAAAUUAAAGUUAGACUGAACUGGAGAGUGGAAACAAUGGAAUUGAACAAGUUGAUUAGGUGGAUUGGAAGAGCAAAGAUUAGUAGAUUUCGAAAAGCUGUUUUAUCAGCUGCUGUAGCUGCUGUUGUAUAUCAGAUUUGGCAAGUCCGUAAUGGAGUUUUGUGGAAUUCUGAGCAAGCUUCAGUUGAGCAGGUGGUGAGGAAAACAAUAGAGGAUGUGAAACUUAGAGUACUGAGUUGCUGGCCAAGCAAAACCAAACAAAGCGACAAGGAUUGGUUUUUAAAUUUGCAUUUCAGGAGGUGA